AUGACCAAGAAAAAGGGAGCUGAGGAAGAAGAAGAAAUUGCAAAUGAAGAUGUAGAAGAACUUUUUGUUGAAGCACUAAGGAAGAUUUCCAACACCUUCAAAGAGUAUGCUGCAAUUUCUGGGCAGCAUGUAAAUUGUGGGAAGUCGUAUAUUUUCGGUGGUGCUAUGUAUGCUUCCCGCCUCAAUAUUCUUGUUGCUUUAGCAAACUUCAACAUUGGUUCUAAUCCCCUCAAUUAUCUUGGUGUUCUGCUGUUAAAGGAUAAACCUAAAAAGGUUUUUCUACAACCUAUUACCGACAAAGUUAUCAUUAAGUUGGCUAUGCGGAAAGGGUCGUUGCUAUCUUUUGCAGGUAGGGUGGAAUUGGUCAAGUCAUAUAUCCAAGGGAUGCUUUCACAUAGUAUGGUCAUAUAUGCUUGGCCUUUGUCUCUUAUUCGUGACUUGGAAAGGGCGAUAAAAAGAUUCUUAUGGAGCGGUGAUACGUCUAAACAGAAAGUUGUCACUGUUGGUUAG
Vicia villosa (hairy vetch) is the source of this 510-nucleotide messenger RNA. RefSeq lists its product as uncharacterized. Bases 1 to 510 code for a protein of 169 amino acids. The transcript has 2 exons. The record is from RefSeq and is a predicted model, not a curated record. Lineage: Eukaryota; Viridiplantae; Streptophyta; Magnoliopsida; Fabales; Fabaceae.